This is a messenger RNA of Acomys russatus (golden spiny mouse), 2117 nucleotides long. RefSeq names its product cyclin D1 (gene Ccnd1). Gene Ontology annotation, molecular function: cyclin-dependent protein serine/threonine kinase regulator activity. The record is from RefSeq and is a predicted model, not a curated record. NCBI's taxonomy places the organism in Eukaryota, Metazoa, Chordata, Mammalia, Rodentia, Muridae. Gene Ontology annotation, cellular component: nucleus; cyclin-dependent protein kinase holoenzyme complex; cytoplasm. The coding region runs from base 180 to 1115 and encodes 311 amino acids. Gene Ontology annotation, biological process: mitotic cell cycle phase transition; positive regulation of G1/S transition of mitotic cell cycle; regulation of cyclin-dependent protein serine/threonine kinase activity. The transcript is spliced from 5 exons.
CAGGGGAGUUUUGUUGAAGUUGCAAAGUCCUACAGCCUCCAGAGGGCUGUCGGCGCAGUAGCAGACAGCAGCAGACUCCGCGCACUCCAGAGCCCAAGGCAAGGCAGCGCAAGGCAGCGCGCGCCAGCGGCAGUCCCGGAGCCCAACCGAGACCACAGCCCUCCCCAGGCGGCCGCGCCAUGGAACACCAGCUCCUGUGCUGCGAAGUGGAGACCAUCCGCCGCGCGUACCCAGACACCAACCUCCUCAACGACCGAGUACUGCGAGCCAUGCUCAAGACGGAGGAGACCUGCGCGCCCUCGGUGUCUUACUUCAAGUGCGUGCAGAGGGAGAUUGUGCCGUCCAUGCGGAAAAUCGUGGCCACCUGGAUGCUGGAGGUCUGCGAGGAGCAGAAGUGCGAAGAGGAGGUCUUCCCGUUGGCCAUGAACUACCUGGACCGCUUCCUGUCGCUGGAGCCCCUGAAGAAGAGCCGCCUGCAGCUGCUGGGUGCCACCUGCAUGUUCGUGGCUUCCAAGAUGAAGGAGACCAUUCCUCUGACUGCGGAGAAGUUGUGCAUCUACACUGACAACUCUAUCCAGCCGGAGGAGCUGCUGCAAAUGGAACUGCUUCUAGUGAACAAGCUCAAAUGGAACCUGGCCGCCAUGACCCCCCACGAUUUCAUCGAACAUUUCCUCUCCAAAAUGCCAGAGGCAGAUGAAAACAAGCAGAUCAUCCGCAAGCACGCACAGACCUUUGUGGCCCUCUGUGCCACAGAUGUGAAGUUCAUUUCCAACCCGCCCUCCAUGGUAGCUGCUGGGAGCGUGGUAGCUGCAAUGCAAGGCCUGCACCUGGGCAGCCCCAACAACUUCCUCUCCUGCUACCGCACAACGCACUUUCUUUCCAGAGUAAUCAAGUGUGACCCGGUCAAGGCCCUGGCCACCAGCCUCUGGCUAAACAAGGGCCCCCUCCAUCUCCGCCCGCCUCUCCAGGACUGCCUCCGCGCCUGCCAGGAACAGAUUGAAGCUCUUCUGGAGUCUAGCCUGCGCCAGGCCCAGCAGAGCACCGACCCCAAGGUCACCGAGGAGGAGGCUGAUCUGGCCUGCACACCCACCGACGUGCGAGACGUGGACAUCUGAGGGCCACCACACAGGUGGCUGCCACCAAGGAGCUACCCCGGGUGCUCCUGACUAGGUCCCUCUUGGGGACAUUUUGUUACCAGAAGGGGAAGUUUUGUUCUCUUUGUUGGUUGUUUUUCUUUAAUCUUUCUCCUUUCUGACUUAAGUGAAAGAAGAAAAAAAAAAAAAAAUACCUGAAAGCAAGAGAGAGAGAGAGAGGAUUUGCAUCGCCCUGAGUGUAGGGAGGAGGGGGGUGCUAUAAAUAGGAUUCUGUACCCCAGUAAUCAACUAGUUUUCUAUUAAUGUGCUUGUCUGUUCUAAGAAUAGGAUUAACACACAGGAAGUCUCCAGAAGGAUUUUGAUUAUUUUAUGUGUUUAAGAAAAAAAAAAGAGCUUGAGAAAUAUUGCUUUAAAAAAGAUGGAAAAGAAUACAGCAAACCGUUGUUAAAGUAGAUGAGAAUUAUUAGGUAGAGAAAUGUACUCUGCUUUGCUGAAAAGGCACAGCUUUGGCACAGGCCUCAGCCUCACUCCCCUGCUCGCUCAGUGCAGUCACCUCAGUUACCCGAAACGUGCUUUAUCCCAGGGGUGGGCGGACCUCUUCACCAUAUUGAUGGUCGGUGCGACCUCUAGCGGUCUCAUAGCGUGUGGCACCUCCAAGGCUCAUCUUAUGUGCCCUCUGCCCUCUCCAACCUGCAGGUUCACAGAGCGCCAGCAACACAGCCGUAGUACCCCACUCUACGUAGUGUGCUCCAGUAGAGAGGGGAUAAGAUAGUGACAUAAUAUAUUCUAUUUUUGUAAUCUUCCUGUUUUGUAGUUCCUGUUUAAAGAGAUGCUGGUUUUUGCCUGACUGCCCUGCAGCCCACUCACAUCAGGUUAAACCCACAGCUUUUCUUUCAUGUGUGUGGUUUGUUCUGUUUUGUUGUGUUUCCCUUCUCCGUGUUCCAGAACCAUUCCAUUUCAAAGCACUUUUGGUCAGCUAGCUGGAGGCAGUGUGGCUGGUGUGUGUGUGUGUGUGUGUGUGUG